CUGGAAGAAGCCCCACCCUCUCUGGGACCUUGUAAGUAAAUCCUCCCCCCGGUGCUCCGCUGCGCAAUCUCAACCUCCUUCUCCAGGCAGUGGAACCCGCAGACCGCUGAGCGUCAGGAUGGUUCGUGCUAAGAGUUGGACCUUGAAGAAGCACUUUGAAGGCCACCCCACAGGCAGUAACUUUGAGAUGAAGACUGUUGAACUCCCGCCCUUAAAAAAUGGAGAGGUCCUGCUGGAAGCUCUGUUCCUCACUGUGGAUCCUUACAUGAGAUUGGCGGCCAAAAGAUUGAAGGAGGGUGACACCAUGAUGGGGGAGCAAGUGGCCAGAGUUGUGGAAAGUAAAAACUCAGCCUUCCCCACAGGAGCUAUUGUUUCAGCUCAUUCGGGCUGGACAACACACUCUAUUUCUGACGGCAAACAACUGGAGACGCUGCCUGAGGAGUGGCCAGACACGUUACCUCUGUCUUUGAGGCUGGGGACAGUCGGCAUGACAGGCCUAACUGCCUACUUUGGCCUGCUCGACAUCUGCGGGGCGAAGAGUGGAGACACAGUUCUGGUGAAUGCAGCCGCAGGGGCCGUGGGCUCUGUUGUGGGGCAGAUUGCUAAGCUCAAGGGCUGCAAAGUUGUUGGAGCGGCAGGGUCUGAUGAUAAGGUUGCCUACCUUAAAAAGCUUGGAUUUGACGUUGCCUUUAACUAUAAGACGAUAGAGUCUCUGGAAGAAACUUUGAAAAAAGCUUCUCCUGAUGGUUAUGAUUGUUAUUUUGAUAAUGUAGGUGGAGAAUUUUCAAACGUCGUUAUCCCCCAGAUGAAGAAGUUUGGAAGAAUUGCCAUAUGUGGGGCCAUCUCUACAUAUAACCUCACUCGUCCACCUCCCCCAGGCCCGCCCCCAGAGGUUAUUAUCUACCAGCAGCUCCGCAUGGAAGGGUUCAUCGUCAGCCGCUGGCAAGGGGAGGUCCGCCAGAAGGCUCUGAAAGACUUGCUGAAGUGGGUCACUGAGGGUAAAAUCCAGUACAAUGAACACGUCACGGAAGGGUUUGAGAACAUGCCAGCUGCAUUUAUGGGAAUGCUGAAAGGAGAUAAUUUGGGGAAAACGAUAGUGAAAGCAUGAACAAAAAAUAACACAUAGGAAUCAUUUGGAUGAUUACUUAAUUUCUUUUGAACCAUUUAGUAAAAAUGUAUACUACCUUCAUUUUAUAAAAAUAGGGGUUGUAAUGAGUUUGAACCACCCAAUAAAAUACAUUUCAAUAAUA
This is a messenger RNA of Phyllostomus discolor (pale spear-nosed bat), 1250 nucleotides long. RefSeq names its product prostaglandin reductase 1 (gene PTGR1). The transcript has 10 exons. Lineage: Eukaryota; Metazoa; Chordata; Mammalia; Chiroptera; Phyllostomidae. Gene Ontology annotation, molecular function: 2-alkenal reductase [NAD(P)H] activity; 15-oxoprostaglandin 13-reductase [NAD(P)+] activity. Gene Ontology annotation, biological process: prostaglandin metabolic process. The record is from RefSeq and is a predicted model, not a curated record. Gene Ontology annotation, cellular component: cytoplasm. The coding region runs from base 119 to 1108 and encodes 329 amino acids.